CGUCGUCUUCGUGCCCAGCCCACAACACGCAUAGUCCCUCUCCACCCACACGCGCAAGAAGAACAACGAACGUGCAGAAUAUAGCGAACGAAAGAGAGGAACAAAAUCACCAUCACGAUUACCCAAAUUGGCAACGUUGGAUUCUUCAGGAUUGCUUCCAUGGCUGACAUUUGCUGCUACACGUUAGUUUCCAUAGCCAAUUCGUGAUCGUAGUGCCCCUUUUCCAAAACCCUAGGAGAGAGAAACUUCGAGUUGAAACGGCCUCUUGGGGCUCUCAGGUUGUGCCCCGCCUUCCAAUUCUGCGACCCUUUUGUGGACUCAGAUCCUUUAAUACAUGGCAAGUGAAACUCUGAGAUAUUAGAGGUUGGGAAUGAAUGGAUAUAAAUCAGGAUCUGCUCUCCUUGUAAAUGCUGAGGUCGAUUCUAUGGGAGGAGUUGUUGACGGCGGAGUUGGUAUAGGUUUGAAGAUCUCUCCGCGCAGAGCAGCAAUUGAGAAGGCUCAAGCAGAGCUCAGAGAGGAGUAUGAUGUACGUGAAGAAAGAAGAAGAGAGCUUGAAUUUCUUGAAAAAGGUGGGAAUCCUCUGGACUUUAAGUCUGGGAAUGCUGCUUCAGUUAGUGUCCAGUCUACUUCACUCACUGAUCAGCCUCAUGAGCAGUUUGUGACCAGUGAAGCAAAAGGUAGUUUUGCAUUGACUGCCUCCCCUCAUGGUGACUCUGUUGACAGUAGUGCUAGACCAGGGCCCCCUUUGGCUAGUGAACCUAAUACUGCUGACAAUCUCCUACUUUUUGAUGGUGAGAAUGAGUUGCCUGAAACUGGAAGGAGGUGCCUGCAUUCAAAUAGAAGGAAUAAUAUUGCUCCAUCAGAACAAUCUUCCCAAAUUGAAGGGAGUCAAAAUGCUAAGGAGACUGAAGAUUCUGCUAUUUUCCGGCCAUAUGCACGAAGGAACAGAUCUAGAUCAAUUCACGGUCCUCGGGGGGCUUCAAGGGAAGUGAAGGGGUUAAUGUGUGAAACAAAUAGCCAAAAGAACCCUAAUUUGCCAACUGUAUCUAAGCCAAAGCCUUCCAGUUUAAAUGGUGAUAUCGGUACCAAAAAUUUGACAACUAAUAAUACACUGAAUAAUGAAUUGGUUGGGAUCCGAGAUCAUCAUUCCACUAGUGGCAGUGCUAGUGUUCCUGAAGACAAAUUGGAUAUUACGGUGAAUAGAAACAUAAAAGAAAAUCAUGGAAUUCUAGCUUCUGAAGAUAAUACUGUUAAAAUCCCAGUUCUUAUGGCUUCUGGAGAAGCUAAUGUGGUUGAGAUAAGGGAGCCAGUAGCUGCUGUCAAUUGUGAGCCUCCACCUCAUGUACCUACUGUAAAACCUGAAAAUGGGCCUUAUUAUAGUCAGCCAAAUGGGUUUGGCAAUGUAGAAGUAGACAGGAAAAGUGUACCAAAGGAAGGCCAAAAUAGCAUUGCUACAUUAGGCAAGAAGAAUUUCGAUUUAGAGUCCUCGUGCACACAAAGUAGUUUAGGUAGAGAUGUAAAUAAGGAUAGUGAUAUGUGUACUAAUACAAAGAAUGUUGAUGCUAAUGGAAAUACCAUGGAACAAACAUGUGCAUUAGAGAAUAAACUGAACCUCUCUGGCUGUGAAGUUGUGAAAGUUAGGCAUAAGACUGAAAAUGAAAAUGGUGCUACUGUUAGCAAUGAGCAUGAUGCUGGUUAUCAAAAUCAUUUUGGUAGUGGUGAUUUGGUCAAAGCUGAGGAAAAUGUCCAUAUUAACAGAUCCUGCAUGUCAAAUAUCAAGGGUCAUAAUGGCAGCACCAUUUCAAAAGCUGAUAAAGAUACUGUUUUAGUGGAUGAGUCCAAUUCAUUCAAGGAGACCAGCGGUGAAAGACAUCAGGUUCCUGUGGAUGUGUCACUUUCAGAACCUCCUCAGGCUGCUCCAGCUGAAAAGGUUAGGGGCACCACCUCUGAUGAUCAACCAUGUCCUACGAACAAUAUGAAGUUGGCAGACAAGGCUCGUGAAGAUUCUAUUUUGGAAGAGGCUCAAAUUAUAGAGGCUAAGAGGAAGAGAAUUGCAGAGUUAUCACUUCGCUCAUUAUCUGCACAGAACCACAGAAAGUCACACUGGGGUUUUGUUCUUGAGGAAAUGGCAUGGCUUGCAAAUGAUUUUGCACAGGAGCGUCUUUGGAAAAUAUCUGCUGCUGCACAAUUGGGCCAUCAAGCAACUUUUUCUUGUCGGUCAAGAUUUGAAAAACUAAACAGACAAUUAGGGACAAAAUUUUUGUCUCACAGGAUAGCCAAGGCUGUCAUGCAAUUUUGGCAUUCUGCUGAGCUUCUUCUAGACAAUGAUCUUGGUAUUGACUGCAUUGUUGAUUGUGUUGAAUCUGGGAAAGUUGAUGCCCAUGAAGCUUUGAGGGAUAAGAGAAGAAAUUUCAAUAUGAAGCGGGAUACAAGCAAAUUUUUGGAUGGACAAAAUCCCAUAAAACAUGCUGCAUUUAAAGUGCAUGCAUAUGCUUUAAGAUUUUUAAAGGCUAAUAGAUCUCAUGGAAUUUCCUCUCAAGCAGAAGCUCCUACAACACCUGAAAAGUUAUUCGACUCAAGCACUGUAGAUAUGUCAUGGGAUGAGCAUCUUAAUGAAGAAAGUCUUUUCUAUGAAGUUCCUCCUACUGCAAUGGAAACAUAUAGAAGAGCUAUCGAAUCCCAUUUCCUACAGGUUGAGAAAACUGGGAGUAGCAUUCAAGAGGAAGUUGAAACAUCUGUGUAUGAUACUGCAGCAGAUUUUGGGUCUCAAGAGAAUGCAUAUGACGAGGAAGACGGAGAAACCGGCACUUAUUACUUGCCCAGUGUCUAUGAGGGCAACAAAUCAUCAAAAUCUGUGCAGAAGAAACAUAAAAAUUUGAAGUCUUACCCUCCUAGAUGUGGUGAUGCUGGUGCUGAUUUGCCUUAUAUACACUAUACAGCUGGAACUCAACAAUCCAUGCUGCUUGGGAAAAGACCUGCUAAUUUAAAUGUUGGGUCAAUACCAACAAAACGCAUGCGUACGGCUACUAGGCAUAGAGUUGUAACUCCUUUCACUGUCAACAUUGGGACGGUACAGCCUCAUGCUAAGGCGGAUGCUUCAAGUGGUGAUACCAAUUCCUUUCAUGAUGACCAGAGUACUUUACAUGCUGGACCCUUGAUCCAGAAAAGUACUGAGGUGGAGUCAGUUGCAGAUUAUGAUAAACAGUUAUCUUAUGAUUGUGCAGAAAUAUUUGUUAAAACAAAGAAGAAGAAGAAGGCAAAGACUCUGGGUUCUACAUAUGAUCAGGGAUGGCAGUUGGAUUCUGUUGUUCUAAAUGAACAGAGGGAUCAGUGCAAGAGGAGAGGGGAAAGUCAUCCCUUUGAAUCUAAUGGAAGUAGUGGUUUGCAUGGGCGACUUAGUUUGAAGAAGCCAAAGAUAUUGACACCAUCACUUGAAAAUCCUUUGGACAAUAUUGUGCCAAUGACUAAUUCUAUUCCUUCCCCAGCUGCUUCACAAAUGAGUAACAUGUCAAAUCCUAAUAAAUUUAUUAAGAUCAUUAGUGGGCGAGACAGGAGUCGGAAAGCUAAAGCACUGAAGAUUUCUGCUGGACAGCCUGGUUCUGGAAGUCCUUGGUCACUAUUUGAAGAUCAGGCUCUUGUGGUCCUGGUACAUGAUAUGGGUCCAAACUGGGAGCUUGUAAGUGAUGCUAUCAAUAGUGCUCUCCAAAUCAAGUGCGUAUUUCGGAAACCAAAAGAAUGCAAGGAGCGUCAUAAAAUUUUAAUGGAUAGAACUACUGGGGAUGGUGCAGAUAGUGCUGAAGAUUCAGGGUCUUCACAGUCUUAUCCUUCUACAUUACCUGGAAUUCCUAAGCAGGGUAGUGCCAGGCAGUUGUUUCAACGUUUGCAGGGGCCAAUGGAGGAGGAUACACUGAAGUCUCAUUUUGAGAAAAUUAUAAAGAUUGGGCAAAAGCAACAUUUCCUUAAGAAUCAGGCUGAUAACCAGGAUUUAAAACAAUUAGUGCCUGUCCAUGAUUCACAUGCGCUUGCUCUUUCCCUAACCAGCCCCAACAACCUGAAUGGAAGUCUUUUAACGCCACUUGAUCUCUGUGAAGCGGAACAAACAAACCCAGAUGUUACAGCCCUCGGGUAUCAAGGUUCUCAUGCUGGUGGUUUGACAUUACCAAAUCAAGGUUCUGUACCAUCAAUGCUUCCUACAUCUGGUGUGAAUUCUUCACUAGCUGGGUCUUCUGGUAUGGUUCUUGGCCAUAAUUUGUCAUCAUCAUCUGGUCCAAUUGCUGCAUCUGUCAGGAGUGCUAGAUAUGGGAUUCCAAGAAAUUCACCUUCAUCAGUGGAUGAGCAACAGAGAAUACAAUACAAUCAAAUGUUAUCUGGAAGAAAUAUUCAGCAGAGCAUGUCAGUUACAGGGACUCUUCCUGGAAGUGAUCAUGGUGUUCGCAUGCUUCCUGGUGGAAAUGGUAUGGGCUUGAUGGGUGGAAUUAACAAAAGCAUGGCAAUGUCCAGGCCAGGGUUUCAAGGAAUGGCAUCACCGUCAAUGCUUAAUUCUGGAAGCAUGCUUUCUUCUAGUAUGGCUGGGAUUCCAAGCCCUGUAAGUAUGCACCCUGGAGUUGGUCCUGGACAAGGGAACUCAAUGUUAAGACCUCACGAGACUCUACAUAUGAUGAGGCCUGGCCAUAACCCAGAACAUCAAAGACAAAUGAUGGUUCCAGAGCUUCAGAUGCAAGUCACCCAAGGGAACAGUCAAGUUAAUCCUGCUCUAUGCGGGCUGAGCUCUGCCUUCAGCAAUCAGACAACACCUGUUCAGCCUUACCCAGGACAUGCCCAGCAGCCACACCAACUGUCUCAGCAGCAGUCCCAUCUGAGUAAUCCUCGUCCUCAUCUUCAAGGUCCAAGUCAUUCCACUAAUUCACAGCAAGCCGCCUAUGCUGUUCGGUUGGCGAAGGAAAUGCAACUGCAGCAACGAUAUCUGCAGCACCAGCAGCAGCUUGCUGCAUCAAAUGUGUUGAUGCCACAUGUCCAGGCAAAGUCUCAACUUCCCAUGUCAUCAUCACCAUUGCAGAACAGUUCUCAGGUUCAACAACAAAAUUCUUCUCAGCAAUUACCUCUUUCACCUAUAACGCCAUCACCCCCUUUGACUCCCAUGUCAUCCCAGCUGCAACAGCAGAAACUUCACCAGACACAACCGGGAUUCAGCAGGAAUCCCACUGCUAGUGGGUUGCCUAAUCAAGCACCAAAGCAGCGCCCACGACAUAUGCCACAGCCACAGCCACAGCAGCAGUAUCAACAUCCUGGAAGGCAACAUCCUAACCAACGCCAUAAUGUACAUUCUCAACAGCAGGCAAAACUUCUGAAGGGAAUGGGAAGAGGAAAUAUAUUGGUCCAUCAAAAUCUAUCUGUGGAUACUUCUCAUCUAAGUGGACUCUCUCUACCUGCAGGAAGCCAAACUGGUGAAAAAGGGGACCAAAUCAUGCACAUGAUGCAAGGUCAAAAUUUAUAUCCCGGAUCUGGUUUAAACCCAAAUCAACCUCCAAAGCCUUUGGGUCAUGCUCAUUCUUCAAAUCAUUCACAGUUGCAGCAGAAGCUACAUUCUGGGUCACCCACCACUUCAUCAAAGCAACUUCACAUUCCUUCUGAUACUGCCCAAGGACAGGUUUCACCAAUUUCAUCGGGUCAGUUGUUGCCACCCCCACAGCCAGGUGUUAUUUCUUCUAACCACCAUCAGCUGCAGCCACAGACUCAGUCUAAGAAAAUUAAUCAAACUUCAACAAAUGUUGAGAGAAAAUUGCCUCAGAACCAUCUUGUGCAUUCUGAGUCAUCAAGCAAGUCUCAGUCUGAUCUAACUCAAGCUGAUCAACAGCCUACAAACAGUGGUUCCCAGGUUAAUGCAUCUGCUACAAUGACUCAGGACUGUAUGGAUUCUGUUAGUGUGGUACCAGGUGUUACUACUGUUUCUUCUCAGUGGAAAACAUCAGAACCAUCAUUUGAUUCCACCAUGAACAAACAAACCUCUCAAGUGAGCUCCUUGGGGAGUGUACCUGUUGGAAAUUUCACUGGAAAUGAGCAACCAGCAAUUAGUCCAGGGUUGGGGCCAAGAUCAGUUGGCUUGACUGCUCAUGCACAUAAUUCUGAUACUCAGUGGCAGCAACGUCAGACUCAACCUCUCAAACAGUUACCACAACCCAUCCUAUCUCAGCAGACAUAUCAUUCUGAGCAGCAGCAACAGGAGCAAGAACAACAUUCUCCCAAAGAUCUUGCUUUACAACAUCAAUCUCAGCAACAUAUGCAACAUCUACAAUCAGGGCAGAGUAGUUUGUGUAUCCAGACACCUAAUUCUAAAGCUGAAUGAUGCAUUCUAACGAAUGGAGCAGCCAAGUGUGCUUGUUCUGUCAGGAUUGGAGUCUCUAUGCCUUUAUGACAGCAGUGUACAGAUGAAGCUGGUUAUUCGUGGGGACUGGGGAAUAUGGAAACAGAUAUUCGUUGUUUCUGCACAGGUCCUGUUGAAGUACUAACCCAAGUUAUAUUGGCAGGCAUCAUUGCUUAUCUUGUUCUUGUUUUGCAAAUCUUGUAUAUUAACAUGACACUGUUCUUAGAAGGUUGACCCCCCCGUUUUACUUUUUUGAAAAGAGACGAGUAUAGAGGUAUUUUUGUACAGGGUCGUCUCUCUUUUCCUUUGUACUUUCCCCCUUGUCUUGUUUUACCUUCUUAUGUGUAGAGGAACAGUUCCUUUUUGUUUCACUAGAUUAGCGAAUGUAUUUUUACUUUAGAUAAUUGGGAUAGAAAUCAUUUUUAUUGGCAAAAGCCAAUUGAAGGUUUUGUGAAUACAAGUUUCCUGGUCUUCCAACUAGCCAGUCAUUUCAUUUA
Molecule: messenger RNA, 6858 nt
Organism: Cajanus cajan (pigeon pea)
Lineage: Eukaryota; Viridiplantae; Streptophyta; Magnoliopsida; Fabales; Fabaceae
Product: chromatin modification-related protein EAF1 B
Cellular component (GO): NuA4 histone acetyltransferase complex
Source: RefSeq, a predicted model, not a curated record